Molecule: messenger RNA, 975 nt
Organism: Carcharodon carcharias (great white shark)
Lineage: Eukaryota; Metazoa; Chordata; Chondrichthyes; Lamniformes; Lamnidae
Exons: 9
Coding region: 1-975 (324 amino acids)
Cellular component (GO): membrane
Source: RefSeq, a predicted model, not a curated record
AUGGAUAAGACUUCACGUGUAAACACAAUGGAACAAGGUGCACCGGCAUAUGGCGUGUACCCUUACCCCACAACACACGCACUCCAACCAGCAUCACAGUUGGGACACUCUCAAGGCAGUCAUCAGCAGGGUUACCCACCAGGCUACCCUUCUCAGGUAUACCCUACUCCAAGAUAUCCACCCCAGGAUUACUCACUGCAGGGCCACUCUGCAAAUGAACCAUAUCAAGACUUCACGGGGGCCCCUCCAGCAUCACUGGCUGAUGCACCUCCAGAGUACCAAAAUGAAUUUGCAAAUGAAACAGCAAAGAACUUCGCAGAGAAAGUCAUAAGGAGAGCUUUCAUUAGGAAAGUGUAUCUCACUUUAAUGGUUCAAUUGUUAGUCACCGUAGGAAUAAUCUGCAUGUUUCUUUAUUGGAAAACAUUGAAUAAAUGGGUAACAGAAACUUACUGGUUUACGUAUGCUUUGUUUCCUGUCCUCUUCAUUUUAGUCAUUACCUUGUCUUGCUGCGAUGGUGUUCGACGUAAAACUCCAUGGAACUUCAUACUUCUUUUAUUAUUUACUAUUCUGGAAGGUUUGCUCUUGGGAGCUGUUUCAGUUUUUUAUGGUGCUGAUGCAGUGAUGUGGGCUGUUGGUGCUACUGCAUUUGUGUCAGUUGGACUAACACUAUUUUCCCUGCAAACCAAGUGGGACUUCACCUUGGGAAGUGGAAUUUUAUUCGUGAUACUACUGGUUUUAAUAGCAUUUGGAAUUCUGUGUGCCAUAAUACAAUCACUUUGGCUCCAUAUUGUUUAUGCCUCCUUAGGAACGUUGAUCUUCUCUAUUUACCUGGUCACUGACACUCAAUUAAUGCUGGGAGGAAAGCACAGAUACAGUCUGAGCCCUGAGGAGUAUAUAUUUGCAGCACUGAAUCUUUACCUUGACAUCAUAGGUCUCUUCACCUUCAUACUCCAAAUUAUUGGCCUGUGUCGUUAG